Molecule: messenger RNA, 2134 nt
Organism: Schizosaccharomyces cryophilus OY26
Lineage: Eukaryota; Fungi; Ascomycota; Schizosaccharomycetes; Schizosaccharomycetales; Schizosaccharomycetaceae
Product: RNA-binding protein
Exons: 6
Coding region: 79-1560 (493 amino acids)
Cellular component (GO): cytoplasm; nucleus
Molecular function (GO): mRNA binding
Source: RefSeq, a predicted model, not a curated record
GUAUUUUUUAGCAUUGUGAUAAGCUUGGAAAUGAUUCCUCAUAUGGACUGAAUAUUUAUGCCUUUCACCAACAAAUAAAUGAUGCCUGGACAAAUGGAAUGGACCGAUGUAACUCCGGGUAAUUUGGGCCCAUCAGAUCCAUCAUAUCUCCAGGAUACGGCAUUGCCGGCAACUUACCAUGAAAGAUCCAUGUCUCCAAGAAGCUCCGAAGAUGUCAGCGGGAUGCGAAAACGAGGGAGCUAUCACGAAGAAGGAUUUCCUUUGAAAGAUCCCUAUAUGGUGACUGUCAAGCAAAACAGUCGGCAGGAACGCCGUGUAUACGUGGGAAAUCUUUCUUUUCAAGUCCGAUGGUAUGAAUUGAAGGAUUUUAUGAAACAGGCAGGUCACGUAUUGUAUGCCGAGAUCCUCAAUCUACCGAAUGGUCUUUCCAAGGGUUGUGGUAUCAUAGAAUAUUCGACUAGUGAAGAAGCACAAAGAGCAGUGGAAACACUUAGCAACCAAAAGUUUAUGGGUCGCCUCAUUUAUGUCCGAGAAGAUCGUGAACAGGAACCCAAAUUUGGUUCUCGUAUUUUGCCUCAUGGACACAUGUUUGAUCGAGAAAAUGAUACAGAACGACAGUUAUUUGUAGGAAAUCUUCCCUAUUCUGUCCGUUGGCAAGAUCUGAAAGACUUGUUUCGACAAGUUGGCACUGUUGUUCGUGCCGACGUGCAAAUGAACCGGGACGGUCGUUCCCGUGGUAUAGGAAUUGUUUUAAUGAGCUCCUCGAAAGAUGCACACGAUGCUAUAAAAUCGCUAAACAACACUGAUUACAUGGGUCGCACACUCGAAGUGCGAUUGGAUCGCUUUGCCAAGCAUAGAAACAAUUCAUACACUGUUCCUGGCGUUGGAUUCCCUAGUUAUUCGCAUGAUGCUUCCUCUAUGAUGAGUAGUCCGAUGUAUAUGCCAGCAAUGGUAGGUGUACCAGCUGCAUUUGAUGAGUUUGUAGAUAAUGCCUUCUCACACGGUGCCCCAUCAAAUCGCAUCCACGUUGGUAAUAUACCGUGGGCCGCCGUUAAUCAAGAUUUGUUUAACCUUUUUGGAAACGUUGGCAAUGUAGUGCAAGCGAAAAUUGCUUAUGAAUCGAAUGGUCGUUCCAGGGGCUACGGUGUUGUACAAUAUGAGAAAGAGCAGCAAGCUGGUGAUGCCAUUGAAUAUUUAAACGGUUAUCAAUUUGGUGGAAGACAUUUACAAGUUUCUUAUGUUCGUUACGGUCAGCCGAAAAACCCUCUAUUACCAAGUAUGAUUCCUACCCUUACGACGGCUCCGAUGGCUUACCCUUCUCCCAUCAUCCCUAUUUCAACAUCUAAUUCUCCUAUGGCUUCACAAUCGUUUGCCAGUCCUAUGCUCAGCUAUGUACCGCUUCCCAUGGCUACUCCUAGCCUGUCACCAAGUGUACCCACAACGCCAGUUGUUAAUGAUAUGGUAGAUAACUCUCAGCAAGAUUCAUCACCUAAUGCUUCCACUGAAGCAGCGAGAGCUUUUGAAUUGCUUUCUUCCCUUCGAACAAACGGUGAAUCGUAAUCAUGUUCGGCAGGAAUUUUAGCGCUGUGUUUUAAUGAUUCGUUAUUUGACGGUUUCUUUAGAAUUAAUAUAUCUUGUCUAGAGCAGCGUCCGAACUAUUGGUCUUCUACGAUAAUACCUGCUAUCAAAGUUAGCGUGUUGAAUAACCUUAUUCGAAGAAUUUUCAUUAUAACUUCUUUUUGUUCUGUCGCUUAAAAAUUUAUUUGUUCUUAGUAAAAAAAGGCUUUAAGCUUCUCAUUGCAGUUUCCUCAAACGCCUUUUUGGGACUUGCAUAUGAUAAUCUUCUUGUUUCUUCCUUUCUUCUUGGAGUUUUUGUAAAGAAUAAGUUAUGCUUUCUCCCGUAACGAAUUCUCUUGUCUCAAAGUACAGACCGAAUCUUUCAUCCUCUUCUUGCGUUCUUCGUUUCCUCUUGCUUUUUUGUUUACUAAUAUAUAUAUGAUGUUAAUUUAUGCUUUCAACGCUUUUUGCUAUAUUAGAUUUAACGUUAUUUAUAUAAUAUACUCCAAGCUUCUUUAAUAUUAUGUUUCUUUUUAAUAUAAUCUUAUCAUGCCCUAUUGCAGAUGAUGCAGUUGAC